CCUGAAGAGGACCAAAAGCUGAUUUAUGCUGGGAAGCUGCUGCUUGAUCAUCAUUAUCUGAGAGAGUUGCUGCCAAAGCAUGGGGAGUUGCAUGCUCUUCAUUUGGUGUACAACUCGAAGGCUCCUGCAAAUGUGGAAGAAACCAGUGCAGAGGUUAAAGCUGCUCAGCCAAAGUUACUGUCAGAAGCUGGUCAAGAGCCAUCUGUAUCUUCUUCAAAUGGUGAAAGGCUGAGAUGCUCUUCUGGUGGCCAGUCUUCAGCAGAAACCAGUAAUAGGCUGGAAACAACUCGGCAUCCCUUCCAAAGUGUGCCUCCUGGCUUCUCUGCUUAUACAACCUACAGCAUGCUUCAGAUGUCCUGGCUUCAGCAGAUUUAUGCGAGGCAAUAUUACAUGCGAUACUUGGCUUCUACUGCUGCAUCUGCUGACCCGUCCCGUGCACGGCGUUCUCAGGAGAUACCAGUGGCACCAGUGACACCUCCGGCUCCUCUCCCUGACCCAUUUCCUGCACAAAAUCAGCCUGGAAACCAGAACGCUGCUGCCCAGGUUAAUGCAGCAGCCAACCAGAACUUGGGGAUGAAUGCCCAAGGGGGUCCUCUCAUGGAGGAGGAGGAGGGUGGCAAUCGAGAUUGGUUGGACUGGCUCUACUCAGCAACACUCUUCUAUGUUUUUGUCAACAUUAUCUACUUCUACUCCAGUGUCAGCAGAUUCCUUCUGGUUAUGGGUGGCACUGUUCUGAUGUAUCUGCACCGUGUUGGAUGGCUUCCAUUUAGGCGAAGACCAGUUCAGCCCUUCCCGGGAAAUGCUCCUCCUCAAGCUGCUGUAAACCAGGACCAGAACAAUAACUUACAGGGGGAAAAUGCAGGCAGAACAGAUGAAUCUGAAGCAUCUCCUGAUGAGGGACAAGUUUUACAAGAACUGCAGCAGGCUAACCCCUCAUUUAUGAGCACAGCAUGGGUUUUUUUCAAGACUUUCUUUGCAUCCCUCCUUCCAGAAGGGCCUGGAAUGACCCACAACUGA
Molecule: messenger RNA, 1017 nt
Organism: Pterocles gutturalis (yellow-throated sandgrouse)
Lineage: Eukaryota; Metazoa; Chordata; Aves; Pterocliformes; Pteroclidae
Gene: HERPUD1
Product: homocysteine-inducible, endoplasmic reticulum stress-inducible, ubiquitin-like domain member 1
Exons: 7
Biological process (GO): endoplasmic reticulum calcium ion homeostasis; ubiquitin-dependent protein catabolic process; endoplasmic reticulum unfolded protein response
Cellular component (GO): endoplasmic reticulum membrane
Molecular function (GO): transmembrane transporter binding
Source: RefSeq, a predicted model, not a curated record